AUGCGCGCCGGUCAGUCCCGCGACACACCGCCGCGGUUCGAGGUAGAUAUGCCGCGACGACGUUACGUCGGCUGACAGGCGCGAGGCGGGGACGCAACGACGAUGAUUUCGCUGUCGCUUAUCGUCAUGUGCGAACGGAUAAUUGCGACCGCGAUUAGUCGCCCGGCUGGGAGGCGAACUUAACCUCUAACGCGUGGCAAACGAAAGGGAAGGCUCGCUCGGCGGCUCGGGAGAGAGUGAGAGAUAGCGGCGCGAGUAAAAAUGUGAUUACUUCACCGACAGGCUGUACGUAAUGACGUCGUGACAGGCUCGUGCUUCCACGAGCGAGAGAGAGAGCGCGAUGGAUAAUUACUCCGUGCGCAUCAGCUACCCGCCAACCGCCGGCCGUGACCCGGAGGACGCGCAGCCGACGAAGCCGCAGUACGCGGAACACGCGAAGCGAACGCGCGAGGAUGUGAUCGUACUGACGAGCGACACUAAGGGCGGCCUGCUCAACCCCCGGGCCCUGCUCUUUCUUACACUGUGGUACGUCUUCAGCGGGUGCACCCUGUUCCUAAACAAAUACAUACUGUCUUACAUGGAGGGUAAUCCUACUAUCUUAGGCGCUUGCCAGAUGUUAAUGACCGCGAUCUGCGGGUUGAUACAAAUGUACUUUCCCUGCGGCAUGUACAAGGCGAGCUCAAGAUUAAUGAGACCCCCCGGAUUCUACAAACACAUGACACUGGUGGGAUGCACGAGAUUUGCAACGGUAGUCCUAGGUUUAGUGUCGUUAAAUUAUGUAGCCGUAAGUUUCACAGAAACCAUAAAGAGUAGCGCACCACUUUUCACCGUCCUCAUCAGCAGGUAUUUAUUAGGGGAACAUACAGGAUUGUAUGUAAAUUUAUCAUUGAUACCUGUAAUGGGUGGACUGGCCCUGUGUUCCAUCAAUGAAAUCAGUUUUGAUCUCAGAGGUUUCAUCGCCGCUAUGGCGACGAACCUGACUGAAUGUUUGCAAAACGUCUACUCGAAAAUGUUGAUCAGUGGUGACAACUUUAAAUACACACCGGCGGAGUUGCAGUUUUAUACCAGUUUAGCGUCAAUUGUGGUACAAAUACCGGUGUCGAUACUGUUGGUGGAUUUACCAACGCUGGAACAUUCCCUGAGUUUUAAGUUAUUCGCGGCAUUCCUUCUCAACGGGGUGUUCUUCCACUUUCAGAGUAUCACCGCUUACGUACUUAUGGACUAUAUCAGUCCGGUGACGCACAGCGUUGCGAAUACCGCAAAGAGAGCUUUCCUGAUAUGGCUCUCAGUCUUGUUGUUCAACAACCCAGUGACGGGAUUAUCGGCACUCGGCACCUCGGCGGUGAUAGCGGGCGUGUUGUUGUACAAUCGGGCGCAGGAAUACGACAGGAUAAGCAGAACGAAGUUACGACACUCGUCGAAGAUCAAUCUGCAGUAGGACAAUUGUUUCGAAAUAGGACCAGGAGAAAUCCUACGUCCGUAGCCUCGGAGAGGAAGAGCCGACGCCCGAAAUGUGUAAUCUCCCUCGAUUACGUCUCUCAUGUCAUUAUAAUGCGUGUGUGUUCUUUCAUCAAUAUUUCGUAUUCAUUCAAGAUUCAGAAAUAUUUGAUAUUCAUUAAGAUUCACAGUGACGUCGAUCGCUCUCUCAAGUCGAAUUUCCGAGUUCGACUAAACGUGCGCGGAUGUUUCAGCCGUCCGACUCUUCUCUUCGAGGCACCGCAUACGAGCAGAAGGAGAAACGUGUCGCAACACCAAAUGUAUUGCGUAUUGCAUUGGUAGUACAAACCGCCCGGUUUUUAUACGGCAGUAUUUCAUUCAGCGCGGAACGGUAAAGUAUUAGCGAAAGACGCGAGAAUUGACUGAAAGUGUAACCGGUGAAAAUUGUCUGUAUUGUUGAUUGAAUGUCGAUUGUGUUAACUUCCGCUCGCGAUCUCCGACCUGAAGCACUCGGUUCUUCAUCUCUCGCAGUCUGUGCAAUGUAUUAGUAACCAAAUGGCACUUUCGAGGCUAAUUCAUCGGCGCUUUAGAAACCGGAUUCGUUGCUAUUUCGGGACUCUGACAGUUCGCGGGAAAACCGGAAUAAAAACCGAGAGAUUAAGACAAGUGAUUACAUGUGUCAAAAAGUAUCUAUUGCUGUACAUUAUACAGGUAAUACUUACUGUUCCUAAUGUGAAUCCGAGAAUUAUGGAAUGUAAAAAUGUUUUAUAAAAAUAAAGUCUCUUUGUACCUAUUAA
Dinoponera quadriceps is the source of this 2234-nucleotide messenger RNA. RefSeq names its product solute carrier family 35 member E2-like. NCBI's taxonomy places the organism in Eukaryota, Metazoa, Arthropoda, Insecta, Hymenoptera, Formicidae. Bases 341 to 1438 code for a protein of 365 amino acids. Gene Ontology annotation, molecular function: antiporter activity. The transcript is spliced from 5 exons. The record is from RefSeq and is a predicted model, not a curated record. Gene Ontology annotation, cellular component: Golgi apparatus.